CUCACUGCGGGCUGGGAAGACAUCUCAAAGAAAGCCUACUCUGAGCAUGGAUGACCUUUAGUCAAGGCUGACUACAAAUUCUUCCAUCUUGCUCUUCCCUCAUUUACUUUACACCAAAUGUUUUAUAGGAUCAACCCUGACCCUGGAAUGCCAGUCACUCCCUUCUGUUCUUCCAGGGCUUCCUAGCAGCCAAUGUUCUGUCAACCCUAUGCAGUAAGAGGACAGAGUGCAACACCAACGGUCUCUACGUCAAGAGGAAGAAGAAUCUGGACCAAAUCUUCAACUCUACCAGCUUAGAUAACUAAGUUGAUGAAGCUCUCAGGGAGUUUUCUCUGGGACUUGUCUUUUUCCUGAUUGCUUCAUCCCCAAGUUCUGACUGAGAGCUUAGAUGACUUACUCCAUCAGUUUGGGUCAACAGGGACCAGGAGCUAGGUGACACAACAACUUUCUGCUGGUCUUUAAUGAGAUGCUUAGGGAGUCUAUACCCAGUGGGACUGGAUGCUGCAGGAAAUACCUGUCUAAUUCUCCCAAACCUCCUUCCUACACACAGGGCUAAGACAGUGAUCAUCCACUCUUCACUUUCUCAGAACCUUCCUAUAUUUCUGAGACUUUCCAAUCCUUUGAAAAAGCAACACUAUUGCUCAGCAACUCCAAAGUGAAAACUAUAGAGCUUGCCUGUCCAGGUAUUUUCAGUCGAGAUGAAAAUGUUUCUUUUACAGUAAGUCCUGCUCACUCUCACAUAGAGGAGCAGCAGCAGGAGUCACAGGCCUAUCAGUUGGAGCUUGAGGUCACUACAAUAACUGGCAGCUUUUACUUUGUUCAAGCUGAUAAGGGGUGGGAGAGAGACUGGGAAUGUUACCAGAGGUCCACAUGAUUGCAGGGAAGGCUGGUGUAUGUGAAUGCUUUUGUGUUAUAUUCAAUACAACUAUAAGGGUGAACCUGGGAAACCAGCACCACGUAAAACUGGGAUUUGUAAAUUGAGUAUGUGGAAACAAUGAGUGGAUCUCAAUUCAGAAACUUUAAUGCAGGCUUAAUAGACACGUGGUUGUAACAUCCUAACCUGAAGACUGUGUUCUGACCUCUGUCUCCAUUCUCUGUAGCUGGGCUCAGACUCAUGAGAGGCACCAACCAGUCCAGCGUCUCCGAGUUUCUCCUCCUGGGACUCUCCAGGCAGCCCCAGCAGCAGCAGAUCCUCUUCCUGCUCUUCCUCAUCAUGUACCUGGCCACUGUCCUGGGAAACCUGCUCAUCAUCCUGGCCAUCGGCACAGACUCUCAUCUGCACACCCCCAUGUACUUCUUCCUCAGCAACCUGUCCUUUGUGGAUGUCUGCUUCUCCUCCACCACUGUCCCCAAGGUGCUGGCCAACCACAUACUCGGGAGUCAGGCCAUUUCCUUCUCUGGGUGUCUCACGCAGAUUUAUUUUCUCUGUGUGUUUGCUGUCAUGGACAAUUUCCUGCUGGCUGUCAUGGCCUAUGACCGGUAUGUGGCCAUAUGCCACCCCUUACACUACACAACAAAGAUGACUCAUCAGCUCUGUGCCCUCCUUGUGGUCGGGUCAUCGGCGGUAGCCAGCAUGAAUGCUCUGUUGCACACUCUGCUCAUGGCUAGACUCUCAUUCUGUGCAGACAACGUCAUCCCCCACUUCUUCUGUGACAUCACUCCCCUCCUGAAACUCUCUUGCUCAGACACACACCUCAAUGAGCUGAUGAUUCUUUUUGUUGCAGGGCUGUUAAUGAUAGCUCCGUUUGUUUGCAUCCUCGUGUCUUAUGUCCUUAUUACUUGUGCUGUCCUGAGAGUCUCAUCCACAAGGGGAAGAUGGAAAGCCUUCUCCACCUGCAGCUCCCACCUGGCUGUGGUCGGCCUCUUCUAUGGCACCAUCAUAUCCCUGUAUUUCAACCCCUCCUCCUCCUCCUCUCACUCAGCUGGGAGUGACAUGGCAGCUGCCAUGAUGUACACAGUGGUGACCCCCAUGCUGAACCCUUUCAUCUACAGCCUGAGGAACAAGGACAUGAAAGGAGCUUUAAGGAAAGUGCUUACCAUGAAAUUCUCAUCUACUCAGUAAGGCUAAAAAAGAUCAUAUAAAGAAGUAAUUUCCAAGAAAACCAUAUUUGUUCUACUGUGUGAAACUUAACUUUUGUUUUGUUAGGAAAGCAUCUACUAUCUUUCUUGGAAGAAUAAAA
Molecule: messenger RNA, 2180 nt
Organism: Peromyscus eremicus (cactus mouse)
Lineage: Eukaryota; Metazoa; Chordata; Mammalia; Rodentia; Cricetidae
Product: olfactory receptor 1361-like
Exons: 1
Coding region: 1115-2062 (315 amino acids)
Biological process (GO): G protein-coupled receptor signaling pathway
Cellular component (GO): membrane
Molecular function (GO): G protein-coupled receptor activity; olfactory receptor activity
Source: RefSeq, a predicted model, not a curated record